Lineus longissimus is the source of this 2442-nucleotide messenger RNA. RefSeq names its product zinc finger protein 260-like. Gene Ontology annotation, cellular component: nucleus. The transcript has 4 exons. The coding region runs from base 157 to 1890 and encodes 577 amino acids. NCBI's taxonomy places the organism in Eukaryota, Metazoa, Nemertea, Pilidiophora, Heteronemertea, Lineidae. Gene Ontology annotation, molecular function: DNA-binding transcription factor activity, RNA polymerase II-specific; protein binding. Gene Ontology annotation, biological process: regulation of transcription by RNA polymerase II. The record is from RefSeq and is a predicted model, not a curated record.
CGGAAGUGAUCGCAUUCUCCAAGCGUCGUCAAUGGAAAUCAGGGGUUAAUGUUCGCAGAGCCUGUUGAAAAAGCGCUGGGCCGAUGUGUUUUUUGAGUUGUUUGAACAACAUGAAAAGUAGAUGGUAGAAUCCAUGCCGUCACUCAUGCUUUGAUCAUGGAUGAGCCACAGGAAGAGGGCAUUCAGCCAUCCAUCGUUCCUCCAUCACGCCCCAGCGCAAAAGUCUGCCAGCAAGAACUCCAUCCUGACUGGAAUAACGCCAGAGAUCCUUCAGGGGACGUUUACUACUACAACAAUAAAACAAAUCAAACCCAGUGGAAUCCACCAAUUGAGAAAAUUGCUGCCAACUUGGCUGAAGUUCCAAUCCUGACAAUUUUUGUACCCCUACAAACAGCCAGCACUGGUCAUUUAAACUUUUGUGAGAAAGUGACUGGACGUCAAGAGUCAGCUGAUGGGGAGUAUCAUCCAAAAGAUGCUAAGGCUGCCUCUAUUUCAGAGCAACAGCAGACAUCAAUAGGAAUGAUUCCAUCUCUCUUGGAUAGUUUGGAAAAUGUACCUGCUCCAGUGGUUGUUAGUAGGACAGAGUCGAAUCCUGUGGCUUGUUUACGUGCAGACAAAUCACCGUCGGAACCUAUAACUGGGAUUCGAACAACACCAGAGAAACGGCACACCUCCCAUCCAAUAACUUCAAAGCCUUUUCUGACCAGUGCCAGAUUUCAGUGUCUUCGAUGUAGUCAGUCAUUCCCUCACAAACACGGCUUAGACAAAGACAGUUGUAUCAGUGGUGCCUGUCCUUAUACAUGUGAAGAUUGCAAUCAAUCCUUUUCUUUGGAGGAAGAACUUCAGCAGCAUCUUGUGUACUGUGGGCUUUAUAAUCCUAAUGAUCAUGCCUUGAAGGGGGUUUACAUUUGUAAAAGUUGUAGCAAAUCAUUUACCGAGGAGGAACAUUACAGGGCACAUGUUCUGUACUGUGGACUUCAUAAGCCAAUUGACUUUGUAGCUUCUGCUGCGAUAAAUGAUAGUGACGAUUCUGCCACAAAAAAUAAAUGCCUCGAUAUCAUUAAUGUUGCAAGCAGUGAAAAAUUCAUCUUGACAGCUAAUAAGUUAAAGGAUGUGCUUUUACCGCAACAUGAAAUUGGCCAUCAGAAUGACAGCAAACCAAUCCCUCAUAAGAAUGGGUUCCAAUGUCCAUAUUGUAAAAAAGUGAUUUCUCUGAUCAUUCAUAUUCGAAGUCAUACAGGAGAGAGACCAUAUGCAUGCAGUCAGUGCAACAAAACGUAUGCUGAGAGAGGGAUAUUGAACAGGCAUGUUCGACUUGUUCAUAAAAGAGAAAAAGCAAAUACAAGUUCUGGGGAUAGGUUUGUGAGGUCUGCUCAUAAAGAUAAUGAAGUGAUCCGCACUACUGAGGAAAAAUGUUCUUCAGCGAAAAAUUGUUACAUCUGUGAAAGUUGUAACAAGCCGUUCUCUGCGAAAGAAGAAUUUCAGCAGCAUGUUCUGAACUGUGGCAUUCAUGAACCCAAUGGUGGAAAAGUUUCAGAUGCGAAAAAUGAAAAUAAAGAUGUCGCAAAAAAGGAAAUAGUAGUGAUGACAGAAGAACAGUUUAAGGAUGCGUUUUCACCAGGGCAUAAAAAAGACCCUCUGAAUGAUGUGCAUUUGAUUCCUCAAAAGAAUGGGUUUAAAUGUCCAUAUUGUGAAAAAGUGUCUGCUCAGAAAACGAGAAUGGUCAUUCAUAUUCGAAGUCACACUGGAGAAAGACCAUAUGCAUGUAGUCGAUGCAACAAAAGAUAUGCUGAAAGAUCAAAAUUGAACAGACAUAUGCGAGUUAUUCAUAAUGGAGAUUUGCCAACUCCAUGCUCCGGGGAAAGGUUUAUCGUUGUGUCUGCUAGUUAAGAUAAUCAAAUGAUCCACACUGAAGAAAAUUGUGAUUUAACCCCUCCAAAGGAAACCCUCGCAGAUCAUGAACAAAGUCAUUCUGGUAUUCCAUUCAAAUGUAGACAGUGUAAGAAAGCAUUUGAAAGUAAACAAAGCUUGUAUAGCCGUGAAGAAAUUCAUAAUAUUAAAGAAAAACUGUAUUUUUGUUCAUAUUGUGUUUUCCAACCUCUUGUAAAUAAGAGUUACACUCACAUACUCGUACUGGGGAGAAACCAUUUCAAUGCUCUCAUUGUGACAAAGGGUUUUGAUUUUACCUGCUUUUCAAAUAAACUCGUCCACCAAUGGUUUUUAAUAUACUACGCCUCUCGAUACAUUUUGUGUGUGACUUAGGAGUAUAAAAAAACCUGAAUCUCAGGAUGCUGUAAACUAGACCAGGAUUAUUACCUGGCGGACACAAUGGCCCAUAGCUGUUUCAUUUUUUGUCAAUUUUGUUGUACAUGUAAAUAUGAUGCGGUCUUAGAUGUGAGUAUGAUUGUUGAUUGAAUAAAGUAUUAUAUUUUGUAAUCUAAA